AACUAAAGCUCCAGGUUCAAGGAUAUAAUCAUUUGUUCCCGGUUCCUUUAUCAAAGUCACUGUCAAGCCCGAUGCUGUGCUUGCAUUUCCACAGAUAUAAACACCUGGAAUUUAUCAAAUAAUUGUGAAAGGUGCAAAUGAAUAUGUUCCCACUGUAAAUGCAUUAUUGUUUCCCGAUGCCGAGAUGGCGAAGCAACUCGUCGAGGACUUAUUUCUCAUUCUGGAACUUCCGGAAAGAAAAUCGGAUAUCGUUGGCUAUAGAAUAAUAUGAAGUUAAUCGAAAAAUUAAUUUUUGGAAAUUUGAUGGAUAUAUUGAGAAUUUUUUUUGUAUGAAUCCAAGAGGAGGACAAUUUUUUAUUGGCAAUUUUCAAAAAUCUUGGUGGAAAUUCAGAAUUUUUUUUUGUAUGGAUCAAAAAGGAGGACAAUUUUUUAUUGGCAAUUUUCAAAAAUCUUGGAAAUUGAGGCGGAAAUUUAGAAAUUUUUUUUGUAUGGAUCCAAAAGAAGGACAAUUUUUUAUUGGCAAAUAUCGAAAAUCUUGGAAAUUGAGGCGGAAAUUUAGAAAAAUUUUUUGUAUGGAUUCAAAAUAAGGACAAUUUUUUAUUUGUCAAUUUUUAAAAAUUGUGGUGGAAAUUCAGAAAAUUUUUUGUAUGGAUCAAAAAGGAGGACAAUUUUUGUAUUGGAUGAUGAAGUUUUUUUGAUGGAAAUUAAGGUGGAACUGCAGAAAGUUUCAGGUUGAAAUCCCAAUUCCAGGUUGUUGAUUCGAAUGAAAGCGUGAAGAAAUCAACAUUCCCGACUCCUUAGAGAGACAGACACAGAUACAAACUCGCACAUAGUGGGAUUAAAAGAGCCGGGAACUGGACAAAUUGGAUUUGUUCAAGCCCGCGGAGAAUCAAAUGGAGGUUUCGUAUCAAAACAGAGAGAGAGAGAGAAAAAGAGAGAGCGUUGGUACGAGUUGCCAGAUGUUGGAAUUGUUGGAUUACAGAUGGUCCCACGCAGUCGUAAAUCCUAUUAUCGUGUUUUCAAAACGGCAAUUUUCCGCAAUCAUUUUUUUGAGAAUUGAGAGAAUUUGAAAAUUGCGAAAUCAUCCCCAUGAAGGAAAAAGGUUAUUUUAUUUUUGAUUGUGAAUCGUAAAAAUACGAAGAAGAACCUUUACUUCAGCCGCCGAUUGAAAUUGAGGUGAACCCCAGGCUAUAUGAAUGAAAUUUCUUAUAUAUAUUUUGAGAAAAACAAACAUGACUUCAUUCGUCAAACAAUCGCACUAUUUCUCAUUCUCUUGUGACGUCUAUUUUAUUUAUCAAUCAAGUCUCGCGUUUUUAUUAUUUUGGAAAUUAAUCCGAAUAAUGGGUAAUGCAAUCCGUAUCAGUUUCUUAUUAUUAUUAUUUUUGCAAAAGAUUCCUUGCAAGUUUUUCACGAUCGGCUUUUAUGAAUGGCUUCUUCUCUCUUAUCAACGUGUGAAAUAUUCUGUCACUUCAAAUGGUUUAAGUCUUUUUAAAGAAGAAAGAGAAGGAGGAUAGAAGGUGGCGGCAAAACUUAUGGUGCUUCCUCAAGAAGAGAAUGAGACUGUUUGUUGUUGAGCCCUAUUGAAAAUAGGGCUCCAAAUGACCUCCCUACGUCCCUGAGGAGUAGUGAGAGAAAGAGAGAAAGAGGGGAGAAAGCCCCGUCGUCGUCGUCGUCGUAGUCGUCGAGAGAGAGGAGGAAUUACGGGGAACGUGGUUCACGCGAGGACGAUCGCCGUGUAGUCAAACAACGACUGUAGUUGUAGUAACAUCUCUCAUAUUCGUCUCUCGCCAUCAAAAAAUGAGAGAAAUAUCUUUUCAUUUCUGAGAUUAAUAAAUUGUUAACAAAAACAAAUUUAGAAAAAGUGAUCCGGAAGUUUAGUUCGACGAAGUUAAUUUUUUUUUUUUUUUUUUUACUUCCAAUAUUGAAUGAAAAUAAAACCCACGUGCUGGAAAUAUUUGAAUUCCAAUAUUGCAUCUACGUGCCAAGGAUAUUUAUUUUCAUCCUGCCUCUUAUUCUCUCUCUUUCUAAAAGUGAGUGUUUUCCAACUGAGGUGUGAGUGGUGUUGAUGAUCCAAGUGAAGUGACGACUACCAAACAACGUUAGAAAAAAAAAAAAAAAAAAACAAGUGGAAUUCAAAAAGAGAGAGAAAAAACAUUUGGAGGCCUAAAAGAGAAAGGUUCUAGUUAAAUAAGUUAGAAAGAUCAAAGGGAAAAGGAAGAGGAAAAAGAGCUAUAAAAACCGGAAGAUAUAAGAUAAAAGGAGAGUUUUUAAAAAAGGAAAUUAAAAAGAAGAAAAAAGGGAGUUAAAAAAAUUAGUUUAAAAAAGAAGAAAAUAUUGUGAAAGUAAUUGUGAAUAAUCGUUGAAAAUUGGAGCAACAAUCGCCGACAAAGUGAAAAACAAUAAUAAGGAAAAAUUGUUGUUUUUUUUUUUUAAGUGUCUAUUGAAGCACGCAUGUGGAUCCCAUGGCUACCGGACUUGUGAGAUGGUGCCGGACAAAGUUGUUCACAAACUACAAGUCCUUUUCUGUCGUUGGCGGCAGUGCAGACGGAAGUGAUUCUGAAUUACUGUUGCGAAAUGAUGCGAUACCAUGCAAUAGUUCACCACCACCUCCACCAUCAGCAUCGUCAUCACAUCUACGACAAUCUGAAUCUCCACCACCUGCAGUUAACACCCCCGUUUCACCAACGCCUCCAGCUACCAAUGAAGAGCAAACGAAUUCAAAUCCCACUCGGCAGCUCAGCUUCGAGGAAUUUGAAUGUGAUGUCUCGGUUGCUGAGGGCGGUGGUAGAAGGCAGGAAUUUUCAUUUACUCUCUAUGGAGUCGAUGGUCAUGGACGAAUAUCGAAAGACGAUAUUGCGGGUCUUGUGAAGGCAAUUUAUGAUACACUUGGUUCAAAAAUUCAAGCACCAUCGUGCGGACAAAUUAAAGUAAAACUCACCGUUUCACCUGAUCAACGUUCAGCAACUCAUGGCACUCCAAAAACUGCAACAUCAAGUCAAAAUCGAAAUUCAUCAUGCUGUCAUGUGACACACGUCGAUCCAUGCAGUCAUGCAAAUCAAAUUUCAUCACGUCGAACUCAUCGUAGAAGACGAGCGCCACGACAUCGUUUUCAGUCUGAGCAACAGCAGCAGCAACAACAGCAACCGGCGCGAAAUCCAAGUGACGAAGACGCAGAGAAUAUUCCGACAAAUCCAUCAAAGGAAGAAGAACUCCGAAGAAGAGUGGGGCCUGUUCCCCAUCUCAUUUCGCCCUAUUCAAACAGUUCCGAGGGCGAUGUAAGUGAAGCCAGUGAUAUUUCGCCAACCCUCACACCAUUGACACCCCUUGUAUCAAAUCAUCGAAAACGAAGCGCAGCAAUGCAACGACAACAGCUGUUCGAAAUUAUUCAAGCGAAUAUGGAAAAAAAUAAUCUUGGUGUUAAUAAUUCAAGGAAGCACCAUGAACAAAUACCUAUUCGAAGUCCCUAUGCCGAACCGCCGAGUCCCUAUUCACAUCAACCGCAACAACAACAACAACAACAACAACAAAGGUACCAGCAUCAUCGACAUUCAUCAAACUAUCACAAACCAAAUCGAGAGCCAGUUUUCACGAGUAGUAAAGUCCCCGUUAAUAAAUCAAAAAAGAAUAGUGGAAAAGCACGGGGUUCAAAUGCACCGCGAAAUACACCAGUCAAUUCGCCCAAAAGUAAUGUACAUUCGCAAAUCCAAGCGCAAGUUCUUCAACAAAAUGCAGCGACACGUCACGUUGCCCAAGUUGCACAACAAAUAAUUAACAAGAACAAUGUCUUUGCUCAUGUUAAUAAUAAUUUAAAAAAUGAUAUACAACAUAUACAAACGCCAUUAACGGGUAAAGGAAGUAAAAAACAUCAAUUGAAACAUGCGACUAGAGAACAGGAUCAAGCGCGAGCAAUGGCACAAGUUGUACGUUGGUUGGAGAGAGAAUUUUCACAAAAUUCUGUUGCUGCCGCUGCGGCCGCCGCUGCAAGUGGACAAAAACAUGUUCACGAACAUAUUCAUCAUCAUUAUCAUCAUUAUCAUGCGGAAGCUUUAGUCUAGUUCUGCCAAAAUUUUUUCACUAAACAAAAAAAAAAAAAGAAAAAGGUGACGAUAUAGACAAAACAUUCGUUCUAAUUUUGUUUUUAGAGUAAUAAAAGAAUUUUUGUUAAGUAAAUGGUAGCAUUUUUUUUUUUGCUGUUUUAAUUUUGUUUCAAUCAUAGAAAGUGAUGAGACAAAUUUUGCAAUUUUUUUUUUGAAAUUAAAUAAAUUUGCAAAAAAAAAACUUCACUAAUUCUUUUCAUGAUUGAAAUAAAGAUAAAUCAACAUAAUAAUUAGAAAAAAGAAAAUUGCAAAGAGAAUUUGCAAAAACGGAAUUUUAUUUUGAAUUUAAAUUUAAAGAAUUAUAAAUUGAACAUAAUUCGAUGUCUUAAUUUAUGUUCAAUUUAUGUUUAAAUUGUAUUUUUCUUUUAUUAUUUGAAAUAAUUUUUAGAGAGAAUGUUCUGUCGUCCAUAAAGACUAUUUGUUUUUAUUUAUAUUUUUAUUUAUCAAAUCGAUAUGCGAUUUAUGUGAAAACACAUUGUUUUUAUGGCAUUUUAAUUUGAACGGAAUUUUAAUAACUUUUUUUCAUAAAAUUCCAUAAAAUGUUGGUAAUGUUUUUUUUUUUUUGUAUUUUUAAUUAUUUUUUUAUCUUCAAACAACAAAGUGUUUAGAAUUGGAAAAUUUUAAAUUCUAACAUUUACAGUUUCGAAAGUACAGUUACAGUUUUCGCUUUUUAGUAAAAGAAAAAAAAUUAGAAACAUCAGCAAAGUUGCAAAAAAAUAUUCGAAUAUAGUCAAUUAAAUUUAAAUUUAAAAUUUAAUUUUAAUUUCAUUUUUAAUUAAUUAAAAUUUAGCUCCUAAACUCAAGCAUGAACGCAAAAAUAAUUCAAAAUGUCUCGAAACAAAAUGUUUUCACUUUGAAUCCAUCGAAAUACGACUGUAAAAAAAAAAAAAAAAAGAGGAAAUGAUAUAGACUUUUUUUUCGUCUUGAGUCUUUAUCAAAAUCCAAAGGCCUAUGAUAAUUAUUUAUAUAAAUUAAUCUUAAAAAAAAAAAUAAAUAAACUUGUUGUAUACAUGUCUGACAAUAUAAAACCGCUCGGGCUUUCAAAUUGUCACGUUUUCUAUGAAAACUUUUUUUUUGAAAAAAGUGAUUAACAUUUUCACUUGUAUAGAAUUUUGUUUUUUUUUUUUUUCACUCUUCUAGCGUAGCAUUUGAAAGUUUUUUUUUACCGAGCAGUUAACAAAAAAUAAAAACAAACGUAUACGUAUAGAAUAAUAAGAUUGUAAUUAUAUAUUUUUUAGUCUUCCUUGCAUCGAGAUUUCAAAAGAUGUCAUCUCGAAUGGGCGGAUUCCAUUUUUUGAUCGAAAUUUUUUCGAAUUUAAUAGCAAUAUUUUUUGUGGUUUAAAAAAUUUGCGUACAAUAUUAAAAUGUUUUUUUUUUUUUUUUUUUUAAUAAAAGAAAAAGAUCUCAGGCAUUUAGUAAUUUAGUAGUAUUUGUGAUAUGCAUUUUUGUGUAUGAAAAAAAGGGAAGAAGGAAAAAAAAAGUACCUCAAUUGUAGAAAAUAUUAUCUUGUGAAGGAAUUCGUUCAAAAGGGAACAUCAAAUUUUACUUUUUGAUUGUAACGAAGAGAAAGUGAGCUUCUGGUUGGGAUUUUGUCUGAUUUUUUUUGCUAAUUUGUAGCUUAGAAAAAGAACAUUUAUCUUCUAAGCGAAAAUAAAAAAAAAUGAAAAAGUGACAAUAUUUUUCUAUUAUUAUCGAUGCAAAGUAUUAUACAUUAUUUAAGAAUUCAUUCUAGUAAUAAUAUUAUUAAAGGAAAUAAAGAAAAACGAACCAAUAGUCCUGGAAAAAUAAUAUACAAUAAUUCGCAUAUGAAACAGGGCUUGUAAUUUUUUAUUCAAACUUUGUAAUCUCUGUAGAUUUUUAUUGGUAUUUAUUAAAACACAUUUUUAUAAA
Messenger RNA from Leptopilina boulardi, 5987 nucleotides. It is a transcript of the gene nkd, whose product is annotated as protein naked cuticle homolog. The record is from RefSeq and is a predicted model, not a curated record. Gene Ontology annotation, cellular component: cytoplasm. The transcript has 10 exons. NCBI's taxonomy places the organism in Eukaryota, Metazoa, Arthropoda, Insecta, Hymenoptera, Figitidae. Bases 2463 to 4055 code for a protein of 530 amino acids. Gene Ontology annotation, biological process: negative regulation of Wnt signaling pathway.